CAGCGACCCAGAGAGCUGACAGCUGCGCUCAGUUCACCAGAAGCUGUCCCUCACCGUGGGGCUGCCUCUCCAUCCAUCACAUCUUUCUCUGCUCCGCUUUCUCCAUGUCCCUCUGUACCUGACCUUCCAUCUGUCCAGAUCUCUCUCCAUACCUCUAAACUCAAAUCCCCCCCUCUUUGUCCCUAUCUUUCUGCCACACCUCUCCCUCCUUCUCUCUGUUCCCCAAUCUUUCAUCUCUCACCUUGUCCCCUCACGACCAAGCCCACCCCAUCGCCAAUCGUUCUGUUUGGAGUUGUGAACGCACAAUGCAGUCACAGGUCACAAGCAAGUACCCUGUUGUCAAAAGAGGCAAGAGGGCAGUGCCAACACUAAAGAGGGAGCCAAGCGACAGAGGCCUCACAGACACAGCAGCAACUCUGCGCACGAGCAGGGACCACCUCGAGAUGCUCAAGGCCUUCGAUCUACAUUGGGAGUACGGCCCAUGUUGUGGCAUCACACGAAUGGAGAGGUGGGAACGAGCCAACCGGAUGGGUCUCCGACCUCCACAGUACAUCAAGGAGAUACUCCUUCAUCAUAAGAAGGACACCAAGUAUCAAGAGAGUCCUCAGACACACACUGACAGACUCUCUGCAAUGGAUCGCUGCCACUAUAACCAAGCUCUGAAGAUGGUUUUUGUCGGCGAUGGAGGCUGUGGGAAGACCUGCCUGCAGGCUGUCUUUGCUGAGGGACAUUUCCCGGAGACCUAUAUCCCAACAGUCUCGGAUAAAUUCUCAGCACACUUCAGCUGUGGGAGCUUCCUGUUGGACCUCAGCCUAUGGGAUACAGCAGGAGAGGUAGACUAUGACAGACUUCGCCCACUCUGCUACAAAGGAGCCAAUGUGGUGCUGAUUUGCUAUGAUGUCACCAAUCCAAUCAGCUUUCAGAAUGUGGUGAACCGGUGGCUCCCUGAGGUACAGAGCAGCUGUCCCUGGACCCCAGUCAUGUUGGUGGCCUGUAAGACUGACCUGAGAAUGAACAAAGCUUGUCAGCGCAAACUGGUGAGAAGUGGACAAGAGGCCAUUACUUUUACCCAGGGACAGAGUAUGGCGUGUCGGAUACAGGCCUCUGGCUUUCUAGAAUGUUCAGCAAAGCUAGGGGAGAAAGUGUUGGAGACAUUCCAUGAGGCCACUCUGGCUGCCCUCAGAGGCUGCAGGAUGACGAGAAAGACUGUGAGGGGCUGCCUGGUGUCAUAGUGAGGAAGGCUGCCGGGUCCUGGUGACACCCGCUGAAAAACCACCUUCCUCCUCCACAGGAACCUACCCCAAGAAGGGCCCAGGUUUGUGGGGUUCAUCCUUCAGCUGUCUCCAGCAAAGGCACCAAGACUGUUGUAAAUGCGAGGCCGGACCAUGGCUGUGUUCUCAUCCCAUCCUCCUGGAAUGUUAGUGGUCCACACAAAAAGAAGCCAGCCUCUAAUGCGGCCUGCAGCUGACUUAGGCUGAAGCAUGUGAUGUUGCUACCCGGGCACUCGGAGCAGGAAAGGCCCAGGCUCCGUCCUCUGUCUACUGUUGGUGUCACCUGACUCCUCACUGUAACACUGACUCGUGGACACUCCGAGCAGGAAACAUAGAAGCAUUGGAAGAAAUUGGAGUCACUCUGAAAGCCCAGGACAAUGAAAUCCUGAAUGAAAUUUAGUUUCCAUGUUUACGUCUUCGAGUGACUCUAUUGUGAUGCAGUUUGUUGCUCUAUGAAAGACUUAAUGUCUGUCUGAACUUGAGCUGAUACAUUGAACGGAUACAAACACAAAAUAUACUGAGUUCUGCUUCAGGAUUUUGUGAUCCAUUUGGUCACUGACUGGAUCUAAUAAAGACUGUUAUACUGA
Molecule: messenger RNA, 1858 nt
Organism: Stegostoma tigrinum
Lineage: Eukaryota; Metazoa; Chordata; Chondrichthyes; Orectolobiformes; Stegostomatidae
Product: rho-related GTP-binding protein RhoA-D-like
Exons: 8
Coding region: 306-1232 (308 amino acids)
Biological process (GO): DNA replication; cell migration; DNA synthesis involved in DNA repair
Molecular function (GO): GTPase activity; GTP binding
Source: RefSeq, a predicted model, not a curated record